CGGAGCCGUGGCCGGAGGCGAUGGCGGCAGAGGCCGCCGACCCACCGGGAGCCGGGGACCUGCCGCAGCUGGCGGAAAAUCUGCUGUGUCGGCUGCAGGAUAAUUUUCAGGCUCUGACGGAAAAGUUAACGCUGAGAAUGGAAGAAAUGGGCGAGCGCAUCAAUGACCUUGAGAAUCGUGUUGCUGACCUGAUGACAGAGGCUGGGAUAGAAGAGAACACUGACGAAGACUUGAGACAUUGAAAGGAGGAUGUGUUCAAGAAACACAAAGGCAGAACAGCACUGCAUUGACUCCAGGAGUUUACAGUCAGUGUCACAUUGACAAAAAAUGUCAAGGGAAAACAGUCAUGUUUGCAUCAUGUAAUGAUAGAAUCUCAACAUUUUUUUUUUAAACUAUUUCCCCAGGAAAAAAAGUAGAAUGAUGUGUUUACUUCUCUAAAUGUGGCACUGUAUUUCCUGGAGCUGAAGAACUGUUAGUUUCAGAGAAGGCAAACCCACUAUUUUGGAUAGAGAACUAAAUCCUAUAUAGUGAACUUAAUCCAAACAAAUUUUUUCAAUCUAUGAAAAUGUAUUUCAUUUAUUUUAAUAAUAUUAAAAUAAUAAGAUUUC
Messenger RNA from Myiozetetes cayanensis, 608 nucleotides. RefSeq names its product heat shock factor binding protein 1 like 1 (gene HSBP1L1). Gene Ontology annotation, cellular component: cytosol; nucleus. NCBI's taxonomy places the organism in Eukaryota, Metazoa, Chordata, Aves, Passeriformes, Tyrannidae. Gene Ontology annotation, molecular function: transcription corepressor activity. The record is from RefSeq and is a predicted model, not a curated record. Gene Ontology annotation, biological process: cellular heat acclimation.